GGCGGGUCAAAUCCUCAGACUGUACCUUGGUGGACCGUGCCUGCCUGUUUUCGUGCGGAGCCCACUUCCUCAGCAUCCGGCUCCUCCUAACAGCGCCCACUUUCCCCCACAGCUCUGUUGCCCACCGCGCUUUCCUCAGCCCUUGACCUCGUCUCCCUGCCCGCCCAUCAACUUUGGAGCUCAGCUCCCAUUCCCCCUCCUUCCGUGCUUCGCUUCCUCCUUUCUCUUCCGUACCCCGUACCCUGCUUCUCGUCUCCCUUGCAUAAACCUGGAGCGUCGGCAAGGUUUGUCCCAGUGCUUGCAGCAACCCCGUGCCAAAAUACAAAGAACCUCCCCCACCGACCCCACCACAGUAAACACAGUCUAACACACAACGCACAUAAAAGCCACCGACGGAGGGAGCCGAGAGCUCGUUUUGUCCCGGUAUAUCUUCAAGUGCUGGAAGCAAAGGUCCUAUGUUGGCUAGUUGAGACAAAUAUAAAUAUGGCCUUCUACAGUUGUAAUACAGUCUUAGCUAUUGCCCGAACACGGUUCCCUAGCCAUUUUGUCCAUCCUACCUGCUCUUCUUAUUCCCCAUCACUUGCAUUUCUUCACUUGCCAGAUUCUCAUUUAAAUAAAACAUAUGCGAAGAACUAUGGAAGGAAGAAGUACUCCUAUGCUAGUCAGUCAGGCAAUAAAGUACUUUGCUUACAAACUGGAAUAGUACAAAAGCUACACACAUCAACUUGCUGGCUACAAGAGGUCCCUGGUAAACCUCAGCUGGAGCAAACCCCCCAAAAGCCACAGGUGACAAGCCCUCAGCCCACAAAAGAAACUGGCACGAAGACUAAGGAAGAAAAGCAAUCUUAUAGACAAAAAAUUGUGGAUGAACUUAAACAUUAUUACCAUGGAUUCUCUUUGCUUUGGAUUGACACCAAAGUUGCUGCCAGAAUGGUUUGGAAGCUGUUGCAUGGACAGGUGCUGACCAGACGAGAGAGACGAAGGCUUUUGAGAACUUGUGCUGAUUUCUUCCGCCUGGUUCCAUUUAUGGUGUUCAUAAUUGUACCCUUCAUGGAAUUCUUAUUACCAGUGUUUCUGAAACUCUUCCCAGAGAUGUUGCCAUCAACUUUUGAAAGUGAAUCUAAAAAGGAGGAAAAACAGAAAAAGAAAAUGGCCGCAAAGUUGGAAGUAGCAAAAUUUCUUCAAGAAACAAUUACAGAAAUGACAAGGAGGAACAGGACCAAACUGGGAGAGGACUCUACACGGUUCUCAUCCUAUAUCAAACAGGUCCAAACAGGCCACAAGCCCAGCACAAAGGAGAUAGUUCGCUUUUCCAAACUAUUUGAGGAUCAGCUCACCCUGGGGCACUUAGAUCGACCUCAGCUGGUUGCACUUUGCAAACUGCUAGAAUUGCAAUCCUUUGGAACCAACAAUUUGCUCCGCUUUCGGCUCCUGAUGAGACUGAAGUCUAUAAAAGCAGAUGAUGAAAUAAUUGCCCAAGAAGGGGUGAAUGCUUUGAGUGUGUCAGAACUACAAGCAGCUUGUAGGGCCCGAGGGAUGAGAUCACUGGGUCUCACUGAGGAACAACUGAGACAACAACUCAGAGAGUGGCAGGACCUCCACCUGAAGGAGAAUGUCCCUCCUUCUCUUUUGCUCCUGUCACGAACCUUCUACAUGAUAGAUGUGAAGCCAAAGCCAAUUGAGAUCCCACUAAGUGGGGAGGCUCCAAAGACAGAUAUUCCUGUGGAAUCAUCACCUACUUCCCCUGAAUCUAAAGAGAACAUGGUGGAUUUAGCACCUCCACUGAAGGAUACUAAGGAUGAAAAAUUUAUGCAACUACCACCAAUUACAUCAUCACCCAUAACACCGUCAAUACCUAUUUCAUUACCUAAGGGAUCCAUCAUUUCUGCUAAAGAAGCUACACUCCAGGCCAAGUCACAAAAGACAACCCAGAACAGCAAGGCUAGUUCCAAAGGAGCAUAAGGACUAUUGGAGGAUGAAGCUCUCUCUCCGACUUCCUGCCCUCAGCAGUGGCAUCCAUAAAGGACCUCCCAGCUAAGACUAUCUUGUUUGGUUUGAGAAGAGGAUCAACCACUUAGUCCUUGGAGCAGUCCUUUGAGGCCUUGUAACCAUUCCAAAUGAUGUCAGGUCAGCAGUGAGACCAAGUUCAGACCAUUUAGAAAAAUAUAAUUAGAAAGAAUUUCCUCUGUACCAUUAUGUCAUCCCACUAAACUUUGUGUAAAGCCCUCCCCAUAUUGUUUUUAUCAGCUUCAUAUAUGUGCCCCCAUCCUUUAAGAGAAGAGGUUAUUUGCAUAAUGGAAUUAGCUUAGAGCCUUAGAUACCUCUGCUUCCUGUGGCUUGGUAACCUGAGUAAGACCAUGGAAACUCCAAAAACCAUUCUAAGAGCCCCUGACCAACUUUUUCAGUAGGACUAGUACCCUGCAAACAAAGUACCUUAUGAGAUGGAGUGGAUAUCCUCCCUAGUAAGGUCUUUCUGAAUAUAAAGAAAAAGCUUCUUGGAGAAUAAAAUAGGGAGUUAAACAGACUGGCAAUCAAAAAGGUUUGGCUGCCGCUUGGCUGUUCUGAGACAUCCCCCUGUGGGCUUGCAGGAAUCUGGGAGGCUGCCAUGAUUCUAGCACAUAUGGCUUUCAUUAGCCACCAUUUUGCUAGGAAACAUAAUUAAGGGUUUAAGACUUAACCAUUUGUUUGUGCUGGGCGUGUUUUUCUGGUCUGUUUGUCUUUCACAAACAAGACUAUUUGUUAGUCACAGAGGUUGUUAAAGUCUGAUAUAAUCCCUGUGCUACCCAGUAACAAAUAUUAUGUUCAGAUACUUAUGUUUGGUGUUUUCAGUAUUGUCAAAACUGAAAAAAACAAAAACAAAAACCCAACAUAAUAGAUUGCCAUGCAGCUGACCAACAGCUCUCUUCCCUUGGGGAGCGCUUAGCAGGGAAAAGGUAUUUUGGCCUGUGGGUGAUGAAAUUAGAUUUUUUUUUACUUCCUGUGAAAUUGAAAGCAGUUAGAUGGGAAUUAAUUAAACCAAGUAAAAGUCAAAUCUCCCUGUCUGGGAUCACCUAAAUAAGGACUGUCAUCAGCAUUUCAUGGUAGGGAUAUGUGCUUUUACAAGCUUCCUAAACCUCCUCUCCACCGGAGGACAAGCCACACCAUGCCCUACUAAUGAACUCCAGUUCCUUGAGAAUGAUGAAUCCCUACUAUGCAACAUUCCACAGAUCUUGCCAUUGGCCUAGCAAGGUGAUUCACAAUAAAUUUCUCCACUUUUAAAAUGA
This is a messenger RNA of Pteropus alecto (black flying fox), 3263 nucleotides long. It is a transcript of the gene LETM2, whose product is annotated as leucine zipper and EF-hand containing transmembrane protein 2. Gene Ontology annotation, biological process: intracellular monoatomic cation homeostasis. Gene Ontology annotation, cellular component: mitochondrial inner membrane. Gene Ontology annotation, molecular function: ribosome binding. The record is from RefSeq and is a predicted model, not a curated record. Lineage: Eukaryota; Metazoa; Chordata; Mammalia; Chiroptera; Pteropodidae. The coding region runs from base 484 to 1962 and encodes 492 amino acids. The transcript is spliced from 11 exons.